Molecule: messenger RNA, 948 nt
Organism: Manis javanica (Malayan pangolin)
Lineage: Eukaryota; Metazoa; Chordata; Mammalia; Pholidota; Manidae
Product: olfactory receptor 6C74-like
Biological process (GO): G protein-coupled receptor signaling pathway
Cellular component (GO): membrane
Molecular function (GO): olfactory receptor activity; G protein-coupled receptor activity
Source: RefSeq, a predicted model, not a curated record
GAUAUGCCCAUGGAAAUGAGUAAUGGGACAAUUGCACAAGGAUUCAUCUUGGAGGGGUUUCCUGCUGUCCAGCACCUGGGGAAGGUCCUCUUCCUGGUGCACCUGCUGGCAUACCUGGCAGCUCUUGCAGGCAAUGUUGUCAUAGUGAGCAUCACCUGUGCUGACUCCCGUCUCCACACACCCAUGUACUUUUUCCUCAGCAUUUUCUCCUUCUUGGAGUGCUCCUGUGUGACUGCUGUUAUUCCUAAAUUGUUGGUCAUAUUUCUUUUAGGCAAGCAAAAGAUUUCCUUUGUUGCCUGUUUCAUACAAGCUUUUGUCUUCGUAUUUCUGGGAGCAGUAGCUUUCCUCCUCCUAGCAGUGAUGUCUCUGGACCGGUAUGUGGCCAUUUGCAACCCCCUGCAUUACCCGACCAUCAUGAACCUGAGGACUUGCUUCCUCCUGGUCACUGCCUGCUUUGCUGUGAGCUUCAGUCUCAUUGCUGGUCCAGUAGUGAAGUUUUCCCAGUCAUCCUUCUGUGGCCCUCAUGUCAUUCCUCAUUUCUUCUGUGACUUUGGCCCUUUACUCCACCUUUCCUGUUCUGACACCAGGUCUUUUGAAACAUUAGCCUUUGUCCUCGCUUUGUGUAUCCUUUUGACAUCCCUUAUCGUAACCAUCAUUGCAUACAGCAACAUAGUAGUGACAAUCAUGCAUCUUCCAUCAGCCAAGGAGCGACAGAAAGCUUUUUCCACCUGCUCUUCUCACUUCAUUGUUCUCUCUCUGAUGUAUGGCAGCUGUGUUUUUAUAUACAUGAAACCAAAGCAAACAAACAGGCUGGUCUCCAACAAAGAGGCUGCGCUUGUAAACACAGUGGUGACCCCACUGCUGAACCCUGUUGUCUACACUCUGCGAAACAAGCAGGUCCACCAGGCCCUGAAGAAGACAAUAUGCAGAAUGAAAAUAUCAAGAUGA